UAGUCAUAUGAUGCGUAUUAACACUUGUGAAUGAAAAAAGUGAGAUAGAAGCAACUUGUCUUGGACAGUUCGUCCGUCGUUAGCUAUCGGGUUGACCAGACCUGUCCCCUUUUAGUGAGUCGAAGUGUUAAGCAGUUCGCCUGCGUUGAUAAAAAGCGUUGAGCUUUUUCAGUUCGUUCCCUAUCAAAGAAAGUUAGCUCCCACAUCGAUCAAAUUAUCGAACGCAAAAUGCCAGGCUACAUGUUCAACAUCGACGGGGGCUACCUUGAGGGCCUGUGUCGCGGAUUCAAGUGUGGUAUCCUCAAGCAGGCAGAUUAUCUCAAUCUGGUUCAAUGCGAAACCCUCGAGGAUCUGAAGCUGCACUUGCAGGGCACGGACUACGGUCAGUUCCUGGCGAACGAGCCAUCCCCGUUGGCCGUUUCGGUGAUCGAUGAUAAGCUGCGCGAAAAGCUGGUCAUCGAGUUCCAGCAUAUGCGAAAUCAUGCCGUCGAACCACUGUCCACCUUCCUCGACUACAUCACAUACAGCUACAUGAUCGAUAACAUCAUCCUGCUGAUCACUGGUACACUGCAUCAGCGCCCAAUUUCGGAGCUCAUCCCGAAAUGCCAUCCGCUUGGCAGCUUCGAGCAGAUGGAGGCCAUCCACGUUGCGGCCACACCGGCUGAGCUGUACAAUGCGGUGCUGGUUGACACGCCGUUGGCGCCUUUCUUUGUUGACUGCAUCUCUGAGCAGGAUCUGGACGAGAUGAACAUCGAGAUCAUUCGUAACACGCUGUACAAGGCGUACUUGGAGGCGUUCUACGAUUUCUGCAAGAACAUUGGUGGUACCACGGCUGACGUCAUGUGCGAGAUAUUGGCGUUCGAGGCUGACCGACGCGCCAUCAUCAUCACGAUCAACUCGUUCGGCACGGAGCUGUCCAAGGACGACCGGGCCAAGCUGUACCCACGCUGCGGACGUAUGAAUCCUGAUGGGCUGGCUGCCCUAGCACGUGCCGACGAUUACGAGCAGGUGAAAGCCGUGGCCGAGUACUACGCCGAGUAUGCCGCCUUAUUCGACGGUUCCGGCAACAACCCGGGCGAUAAAACGCUUGAGGAUAAGUUCUACGAGCACGAGGUGAAGUUGAACAUGUACGGCUUCAUGCAACAGUUCCACUUCGGUGUCUUCUACUCCUACCUGAAGCUAAAGGAACAGGAGUGCCGCAACAUCGUUUGGAUUGCGGAAUGUGUUGCUCAGAAGCACCGGGCCAAGAUCGAUAACUACAUUCCAAUCUUCUAAGGUGACGAUUCGCGCGGAGUAGAAGCUUAUCGUUCGAUGCAAGCAACCAGCAGCAGCACAAAUGCAUAACCACACGAACAUCUUCUAGAAGGCAUACUUAAAACUUACAGCAACCCCGCAUCCGACGAAAAUCAACCCAUCAAUCAACAUGGGCAAUCUAGGCAAAUUUAACUAUUAAAGGAUCACUCCCUGCAGCCGUGUUGCUCCCCAAACACGUGCCCGCAAGCUUUAUGUUACAAUACUGGGGAUCCUUCGAUCGGGAAGAGUUUUUUCCUGUUAAGGAAAACCCGGUUGUACGCAACAUUCCCGCAACGAGAGAUUCGUUCAUUUUUUUCCAUUUUGGAUCUUACUGAAGCAGUUGCAAUAUCUUUGUUUUUUUCUGUUAUAUUUCAAAAUGUUUUAUUUGUGUAGGAAUAUUAUAAAUCAUACAACUGGUGCGUAUCAAGAGAAAUUUAUUUGUACAGUAAACGAAACCGUUAAGGAAACAGAAGAGCUUUCCAUUAAGCUGCAAUAUCCAGUAACCGUUAGUGGAAGCUAAAAUGUAUUACGAUCAUGGAUUUAAUAAACAAAAUGUAGUUAU
Molecule: messenger RNA, 1855 nt
Organism: Anopheles nili
Lineage: Eukaryota; Metazoa; Arthropoda; Insecta; Diptera; Culicidae
Product: V-type proton ATPase subunit d
Exons: 3
Coding region: 229-1275 (348 amino acids)
Biological process (GO): proton transmembrane transport; vacuolar transport; vacuolar acidification
Cellular component (GO): proton-transporting V-type ATPase, V0 domain; early endosome; lysosomal membrane
Molecular function (GO): proton-transporting ATPase activity, rotational mechanism
Source: RefSeq, a predicted model, not a curated record